Molecule: messenger RNA, 1422 nt
Organism: Thermothelomyces thermophilus ATCC 42464
Lineage: Eukaryota; Fungi; Ascomycota; Sordariomycetes; Sordariales; Chaetomiaceae
Exons: 5
Coding region: 172-1170 (332 amino acids)
Biological process (GO): thiamine biosynthetic process
Source: RefSeq, a predicted model, not a curated record
CCUCCUCUCCUCUCCUCUCCUCUUCAAAGCGUUGUAAAACUGCCGCCAUUCCGCGACUCGAGACCGUCUUCUAUCACCAGCUCCGCAAGGAAUCAGCUCACAAGUGGCUCUGACCUACCCCGUCCGCUUAAGAAGCAAAACGUCCGGAUCGAACAAACAACAAUCACAGCCAUGGCCCCUUCGGCAAUCUCUCCCGCUCAGCAGCAUGCUCAGCUCGCCUUCGCCCCCAAGAAGGUCAAAGAUGCCGCUGCCGAGGUUGAGGACCGCGCCGCCGGCCUGACCAAGCCUCUGGCCGAGAUGAUGGGCAACUGGGACGACUUUAGCUUUGCCCCGAUCCGCGAGAGCACCGUCUCGCGCGCCAUGACCCGCCGGUACUUUGCCGACCUGGACAAGUACGCCGAGUCCGACAUCGUCAUCAUCGGCGCGGGCUCCUGCGGCCUGUCUGCGGCGUACACGCUCGGCAAGCUGCGGCCGGACCUGCGCAUCACGGUGAUCGAGGCGGGCGUCAGCCCCGGAGGCGGCGCCUGGCUGGGCGGGCAGCUGUUCAGCGCCAUGGUGAUGCGCAAGCCGGCCGACGUCUUCCUGCGCGAGGUGGGCGUGCCCUACGAGGACGAGGGCGACUACGUGGUCGUCAAGCACGCCGCCCUCUUCACCAGCACCGUGCUGUCCAAGGUGCUGGCCAUGGACAACGUCAAGCUGUUCAACGCCACCACCGUCGAGGACCUCAUCACCCGCCCCGACCCGGACAGCGAGGACAUCGGCCCCGGCGUCCGCAUCGCCGGCGUCGUCACCAACUGGACCCUCGUGUCCAUGCACCACGACGACCAGAGCUGCAUGGACCCCAACACCAUCAACGCGCCCGUGGUGAUCUCCACUACUGGGCAUGACGGCCCCUUCGGUGCCUUCUCGGUCAAGCGCCUGGUCAGCAUGAAGCAGCUCGAGCAGCUCGAGGGCAUGCGCGGGCUCGACAUGCAGCGGGCCGAGGACGCCAUCGUCAAGAACACGCGCGAGAUCGUGCCGGGCCUGAUCGUCGGCGGCAUGGAGCUGUCCGAGAUCGACGGCGCCAACCGCAUGGGCCCCACGUUCGGCGCCAUGGCCCUGAGCGGCGUCAAGGCCGCCGAGGAGGCCAUCCGCGUCUUUGACCUCCGCAAGAAGCAGAACGAGAUCUGAGACAGUUGGACUAUCUCGGCAAAAAAAUAAAAAGGAGGACGAGGGUUAAGUGAUCAGUUGCACACACACACACACAAGCGAGGCCUCGCCUCUGCCGUUGGCUUACCGUUUGCUGGGGAAGGAGGUCGUCAAGGGAACGGCAGGAGGAACGUUUAGGACGCUCAUUUGACCCUACUGCUGCCAUCAAUCAAAGUCUCGUUUGUUGCUCUUGAAGUCUUUUGACAGAUCGAAAAGAAGUGAUGAUUGUGAGCG